UCCCGGCGGCGGAACAGCGAACCAAAAGUCGGAGGUUUCCGGUAAAACUUAGCGCUAUGAAGGAACUUGUGGAUGUGGACCUCGACCUGGAGAGAACCUGACAGCGGUGUGGGCUGCUUUCACGUCGUUUCGGGAAGAUCCCUGGGGCUUCAGGAUGACGCGGGUGACUUCCGAGCUGGAGUUUCAAACGCUAGCAGAGUGUAACUACUGCUUCCCAGAUGAAGUCCUGGCAGAGGUCAGAGAGGUCACAGUGGCGUUUCCUGACCUGCACCUCUACGUGGAUUAUUACUAUUACCCCAAUAAAGACAGGAAGAAGCUGGUCCAUCUGCGUGGCACCGUCCCCCUGCUUUACGAAGGGGUAUAUUACAACAUCCCGGUGUGCAUCUGGCUCCAUGAAACUCAUCCUCAGAACCCUCCACGCUGCCUGGUGUGCCCACUAAACAGCAUGGUGAUCAACAGCAAGAGCAGCAGCGUGGACGCUCAGGGUCACGUCCUCCUGCACUGCCUCAGCAACUGGAAGCAGGGUUGGUCCAACCUGUCCAUCGUCCUGGAGGAGAUGGUCGCUGCGUUUCAGCGCGAGUCACCGCUUUUCUCCACCCGUCCGAACAAAUCUCCAAAUCUGGCCUCUAACAUGAAGCAGCAUUCUCUCGUGGAUCAGCCGGACCAUCGCACACCUGAUCCGACCCCCGGAAGUGGGAACUCCGUGCACAGGAAGUUCUCUCACCCUGAAAUGUCCACGUCGUCUAUGAACCAGUCGGCCCACAGCUAUCCUAAAUGUGUGAAGGGGAGUCAGUCUCAGGAUGGUGUAGGAGAGCUGAGCGGGGCCAAGAGGUCGUACACGCAGGAGCUGAUGGAUUUCCAGAUUUCGUUCGGAGCGCAGAGCCUCCAGAAAAACCCAACUAACCCGUUCAUCACUGCCCCAAAUAUGAACUCCACCGAUCCAGAGGACAUCAGCAACCUGUUUAAAAGCCUUCGUCUGGAACGGAUAGUUAACAUGUACCAGGCUGAAUACAAAGACAAGGACAUCCCUCAGGCGUGGAGGCAGAGUCAGGAGCAUGACGAGGGGCACGUAGAGGGUUCUUUGCCUCUGCCGAGGUUACUUGAUAACAGACACCGAGUCUUGGUGAGUCAUCUGCCCGUGGGUGUUUCCCCUCAGAGGAUGAAGAACAAACUGACCAUAUACUUCCAGAGGAAGCAGAACAGAGGUGGUGAGGUAGUGACCGUCACUUACCCUUCAGUUCAGCCAGACCAGGCGGUGGUCACCUUCAGGAACUGCAGAGAUGCAGCUUAUGUCCUGAAAGAGCCAAACAGGAUCAUCGCCAUGGACGAGCAUCAAAUUCUCAUCCAGCUGCAGAACUUCAAUAGUGCACAACAGGUCCACGUCCCAGAGUGCAUCCAGGGCGAGAAAGCCGAGAUGUUCAACAUCAUCCUGAGUCAGGAGGGUUGCACUUUCACCCCCGCAGAUGUGCUGGAGGCGGUUCAGGCGUGCAGAGACAUCCCGUCUGCUCUCAAAUACCUUUCUCACGACUGCCCCAUCUGCCAGGAGCAGGUGUCCUUCAGUAAGAUGAUCACCAUGACCCACUGCUUGUGCACGUUCUGCGAAUGCUGCUUCAAGGCCUACUUCUCGUCCGUCAUCAAAGAGAAGAGCAUCGACUACGCCGUGUGUCCGCUGUGUAAUGAGCCGGACGUGCGAGCGGCUGGACACAGGGAGGAGUCCAUGGAGUACUUCAGCCUGCUCGACACGCAGAUCAGGCAUUAUUUAGACACGCAGACCCAUGAGCUGUUCCAGAGGAAGCUGAGGGACCGGGCUCUGCAGGAGAUGCCUAACUUCCGCUGGUGUGCUCAUUGUUCAUUCGGACUUCUACACGAAGCGGACCGACUGAGGAUGGACUGCCCAAGCUGCAGGAAGAGCACAUGCUUUAAAUGCAAAAGCCCUUGGGCUUCCCAGCACGAAGGAAUUUCCUGUGAGAAGUUUAAAGAGUGGCUGCAGCUCAACAGCCCCGAGUUCCAAAACUCACGUCUGGAGCUUCUCCUCAGCAGGAACAAGAUAGAUUGCCCCAAAUGCAAGUUCCGGUUCUUUCUGUCUAAAGGCGGCUGUUUACAUUUUAAGUGCACUCAAUGCCAGCACGAGUUCUGCGGAGGCUGCAGUCAGCCGUUCAGGAUGGGCUCUGCGUGUGAUUUCUCUGCUGAUUGUGCUGCUAAGGGUUUACACGCCCAUCACCCCAGGGACUGCCUGUACCACCUCAGAGACUGGAGUGUGUCCAGACUACGCAGCCUACUGCAGCACCAUGGCGUGUCCCAUCCGUUCGUGUCCAGACGAAAGGAUGACGAAGGACAAAAGUGUCCAAAAGGUGUGUGUGCAGUGAUGGAGCACAAGGAGCCGGGCAGCGUGAAAGAAGAGUCGUGUGGACGUCCGGCUUUCCAAGAAUAUAAGGGUUACUGCACGCUUCAUUAUAAGGAGUGUCUGGUGGAGCUGAUCAACCAGAACCGGCUCGAUCCGGUGGUGUUGUACGACGGACCCGAACUGCGUGCAGAGCUGGACCGCUGGAAAAUCCCCGUUCUGGAAAAACAAGCUCUGGAGUCAGACAAGAUUUACACAGCACGCCUCAGACAGAUGCUGAUCGAGAGGGUGGGUUUGACUCCAGGCGUUACCUCGAGGUCAAACCCGGCUGCUCCGCCCACACCGUCACCUUCUCCCUCGUCGCCGAUGCUCGCCGCCGCUCCCUGGUACACGGUGCUGAACCCCAGCAGAUCCAAAUCUGAAGACUCGCAAAUGCUGCUGCUGCUCAACGACUGAGUCGAGACUUUAAAUCAAACUCGCAUUCGCUACGUUUUUGAUCCGUUAGCAGGUACGCUUCUGAAACGUUUUUCUAUCAGGUGUUGUUAGUUUUGAACUACAGCACCUCCAGCCUUCUCUCAGACUUCAAUGAAGCGUGUAAGCAUUUGCAGUCACUUUGGUUUUCGGCUCACAGCAUUCACAAGCACUUUAUACUCCAGUCGGAAACUCCGCGUCCGACCCCGAGCUUCGUUUUCAUCCCGCGUUUAUUUCUCCUUCUCUGGAUCGAUGUUUUGCGUGACUAUAGAUAUCCAGCGCGUAGCAGAUAAUAGCUGAAGCCAGUUUUAUCGUUUGCAUUUAAUUAUUAACAUUUAAUUUAUUUUACGUGUUUUGUUUCGUAUCACGUAGGUUUUAUUUUUUUCACUGACGCAACACAAACAGGAAGUAAGACGGACCAAUCAGUGGCCUUUUAUAUUAAAAAAUAAUAAUACAAACAGGUACGAAGCAAUUUUAUUAAUGGUUUUGACCAAUUUGAAGAAAUUCUGUUUUGUUUUACUUUUUUGAAGGAGUCAGGAUUUUGUAACGGAGAUGUAACACCAGACGAAUUUACACGUUUCCCGAUUUCAUGUUUACACAAUAAGCUGCAAUUUCUUCAACAAAAAAAAAAAAUUGAGUCUUUUGUAGGAACCAUGCUAUAUGUAACUUUAAACGGAUAAAAAGUACAAUAAAAGAAAUCGUUGCUGUGGUACGAUAUAAAAGAAAAAAGUUCAUUGUUAUAAGAAAAUAAUGAAUUUGAAGAGCAGAAAAAAAACAAACAAACCAACGCUGAUUUUUUUUUCUUUCCCUCGAACGGCACGACUUCCAAAAAGAUCUCGCGCAUAAUAAAUCGAGUCGGGGUACAGACCCGAGACAGAACUAACACACUGCACUGAAUAAUGUAAAGAUACGCUCUCACUCGUGUGUGUGUUUUUCCUCGGAUAGAAGUGUGAGUCUAAACCAUGCCGUGUUCAUUCCUCAUUCCUGCACAUCCACAUCCACACUUAAAAAACCCUGACCAUGUUUCUGCGUCUCCACGUCUUUUUCUUUGAGCUCAAUGUGAAUAACCCUCGUGUUACACUGUUCUGAUUGAGAGAGCAGGAAUGGUGUUUUUAUUGAUUGUGAAGUGAACAGUAAACACAGCCGUGAUUGUAAAUAACUGGAAUAAUAAAAUAUUUUUCUAGCA
This is a messenger RNA of Silurus meridionalis, 3998 nucleotides long. RefSeq lists its product as uncharacterized. The record is from RefSeq and is a predicted model, not a curated record. Gene Ontology annotation, biological process: protein transport; protein linear polyubiquitination. Bases 155 to 2797 code for a protein of 880 amino acids. Gene Ontology annotation, cellular component: LUBAC complex. The transcript is spliced from 21 exons. Gene Ontology annotation, molecular function: K48-linked polyubiquitin modification-dependent protein binding; K63-linked polyubiquitin modification-dependent protein binding; zinc ion binding. NCBI's taxonomy places the organism in Eukaryota, Metazoa, Chordata, Actinopteri, Siluriformes, Siluridae.